Amorphotheca resinae ATCC 22711 is the source of this 1683-nucleotide messenger RNA. RefSeq lists its product as hypothetical. Gene Ontology annotation, cellular component: mating-type region heterochromatin. Bases 1 to 1683 code for a protein of 560 amino acids. The transcript has 2 exons. The record is from RefSeq and is a predicted model, not a curated record. Gene Ontology annotation, molecular function: NAD+ binding; histone deacetylase activity, NAD-dependent. Gene Ontology annotation, biological process: negative regulation of transcription by RNA polymerase II; replication-born double-strand break repair via sister chromatid exchange; regulation of DNA repair. NCBI's taxonomy places the organism in Eukaryota, Fungi, Ascomycota, Leotiomycetes, Helotiales, Amorphothecaceae.
AUGAAGCCGAAGGAACUGAAGACCGAGUAUCUUGAUCUAUGCGCCCUUAAUGAUUGCUCUGACGAGGCGGAACAUAAGGCUCAAGAUCGAAAGUUAAAGAGACUAAUGGAGGCUUUGCGCUCAAAACGGAAAAUCGUCGUCAUAGCUGGAGCUGGUAUCUCGGUCUCUGCAGGCAUACCUGAUUUUCGCUCUCAAAAUGGGCUUUUCAACACAUUGCGCAGUCAACACAAGCUAAAAGCGUCUGGAAAGCACCUCUUUGAUGCUUCGGUCUAUCGAAGCGACUCGUCGACAAGUUCUUUCCAUGACAUGGUCCGCGAGCUAUCUCAUCUGACACAAAAUGCCAAGCCUACACCAUUCCAUCAUAUGCUUGCGACUCUCGCCGAAGAGGGCCGAUUGCUGCGCCUAUACACCCAGAAUGUUGAUGGCAUCGACACAGCCCUGCAACCUCUUGCGACCACCGUCCCAUUGAACAAGAAGGGUCCUUGGCCUAAGACUAUACAGCUCCACGGAGGACUGGACAAAAUGGUUUGUAGCAAAUGUGGACACCUGUCAGAUUUUAAUGGCGCUCUUUUCGAAGGCCCAGAGCCACCGUCGUGUACAGAGUGCGAAGUGACAGACGGCGUACGAAUAGCUGGAGGCCUCAGAAGUCAUGGAAUUGGCCGUUUAAGGCCGAGGAUGGUCUUGUACAACGAGUUCAACCCUGAUGAGGAAGCUAUUGGAGCGGUUAGCACCGCGGAUCUUAAAACUCGACCGGACGCAGUAAUUGUGGUAGGCACAAGUCUCAAAGUGCCUGGAAUUCGGCGCCUAGCAAAGGAGAUGUGCGCUGUUACUCGAAGUCGUCGAGACGGAUUCACUGCUUGGAUCAAUUACGACCCCGAGCCUGUUGGCGUCGAUGUCAAAGAUUGCUGGGAUUUGGUCGUCCGAGGUGAAUGUGAUGAUGUUGCACGUCACGUGGGCCUGCCCCGGUGGGACGACAAGGACUGUGGUGACUAUAGUCUUGUACCAAAGGAAGAGCCUAAGGUCAAGAAUGGUAUCGAAGUGGUAAUAGACUCCAAGCCUCUCGAUAUGGUUAAGAACCAAGGAAUCAUCACUCCUGGAGCUAGCCCUCGACAGCAAAGCCCAGCACCCACAAAAGACAUGGCGAAAUCGAAGCAGUUACAGCUGCCAUUUGGGUCUAAGGUUGCUACUGGAAAGGAGACGAAGCCCAAAAAGAAGUCUGGCAGGAAGCCAUUGCCUUCGAAGCCUAUGAAUAAGAUCACCAGUGCAUUUGGUCAGACGAAGACCUCGAAGCCCGCUGCAAGUAAACCCACGCAGGCGAAAAAUGAAGCGGGUGCAGGAAAGAAACAACUUAAUGGUGGACAACUCAUGUUUCCAAACCUUGCAAAGGAACCUUCAACCCCGCCGAUGGCAGCUGUCUCUCGUACAGACCACCGUAACAACUCGGACAUAUCGUCGUACAGGAACGAGAGCCCCAACUUCGUACAGGGCAAGAAUUUUGAGAUACAGGUUCCUAGCAAGCAGGAACGCUCUCAGCAUCAGUACACGCCUGAUCCCUCUCUCCACUCGGAUCAACUCCGUUCUCCCCAAACUCCAAAGACACCUACCCGAGAAUCUCCUAAUUGGACCGAGACUAUUUCCCCGAAGGGAAAAUUGCCCCAUGGCAUGCAGGAGAUACUUUCGUGA